AUGUUAUUCCAGUUUCAGGUCAUCGUGGAAAUCCAGCAGGUCUCCCUGUGUUCCACCACAGUAAGGACGUACGAGCUGGCGCUGGCGCUGGACGUGGAUGGUGUUGGCAGCAGGCGCACGGUGCGGGGCAGGGCGGCUGGAGCCGACUGGCUGGGCUGGAAGGAUGAGGAUUGGUGUGAGUGGGAGCCGCUGCCUGCAGCGAAGGGCAGCCCUGCCGUGAGCCGCCCCAGCCCUGCCCCGGCCGCACGGCCUGGCCCCGCCAGCCACGUCCCGGCUGCAGAGGAGGCGGCAGCUAAAGCGGCCCCGCUGGAGGAGGAGGACUGGCUGAUCGCUGCCUUGGCUCGCAAGAAAGCCCAAGCGCAGGCCAAGGCCCAGGAGAGGAAUGCCGAGGCCUCGGAGGCCCCAGGGGAAAGGCUGCAUCCCCGUCCUGCUGUCAGCUCUGUUCUAGGGGAUGAUUUCUUCAACAAGCUCUCUGCAGAGGACAGCAAAGCUGCAGGGGGACCCAGGGCCUCUGCCACAGACGCGGAGAAUCUGCUGCAGAACCUGAAGGAUAUGGAUGACCUGGAAGCUGAUCUCCUGGGCAUAUCAAAGCCCAGUUCUGCAGCAGAGAAGACAACAGUGAAAGGUCCUGAGGAAUGGGGUUCCUUGGGAGAAGGACGAGCUAAAGCCCCAGGGAAGCUGUUAGCUCCUGAGAAAGAGAAGGAAGAGGACUGGAAGAGGAAAGAUGAUGUGUCUGGCGAGUACGAGUCCUCGGUGGCCUCCACACCCAAGAGCCCAGUGGCGAGGAGGCGGUCUGUCAGGUUUUCCAGCGACACGAGCAGCCAAGUGAAAGCAGAGCUGCACCCCAAAGCUGCUCCUGCAGGCAGCAGGCGCACGGUGCGGGGCAGGGCGGCUGGAGCCGACUGGCUGGGCUGGAAGGAUGAGGAUUGGUGUGAGUGGGAGCCGCUGCCUGCAGCGAAGGGCAGCCCUGCCGUGAGCCGCCCCAGCCCUGCCCCGGCCGCACGGCCUGGCCCCGCCAGCCACGUCCCGGCUGCAGAGGAGGCGGCAGCUAAAGCGGCCCCGCUGGAGGAGGAGGACUGGCUGAUCGCUGCCUUGGCUCGCAAGAAAGCCCAAGCGCAGGCCAAGGCCCAGGAGAGGAAUGCCGAGGCCUCGGAGGCCCCAGGGGAAAGGCUGCAUCCCCGUCCUGCUGUCAGGUAA
Messenger RNA from Colius striatus (speckled mousebird), 1197 nucleotides. RefSeq names its product fas-binding factor 1 homolog. The coding region runs from base 1 to 1197 and encodes 398 amino acids. Gene Ontology annotation, biological process: establishment of epithelial cell polarity; cilium assembly. The record is from RefSeq and is a predicted model, not a curated record. Gene Ontology annotation, cellular component: ciliary basal body; centriole; ciliary transition fiber. NCBI's taxonomy places the organism in Eukaryota, Metazoa, Chordata, Aves, Coliiformes, Coliidae. The transcript has 8 exons.